AUGCUGUGAAACCUUUCUUUUAGUUGUAAUUAAGUGUGUUUAAUGUUUAUGAGUGCUUUAUUGAUGUGCUGGCACUGAUGGCAAUGCCCUCUCCUGAUUUCAGCCUUUGCCUCUUCUUAAUUCCUGAAAGAGUGCAAAUGGAGGAGCAGUUCAAGACACUAAUUGUUCUGUCUCACUACUUGGAGACUGGACGAUUCAGUCAAUUCUGGGAUGAAGCAUCCAAGAAUCGUCACAUAGUUGAAGCUGUACCAGAAAUUAAGAAGAAGAGAGAAGGAACUUGCGCAUUCAACAAAUUGUUUUCCAACUUUGCCACCUCAUAGCCGCUUAGUCUAUAGCAAUUAAUCAAGCCCAGAUAAAGAAGCAUCGGGGCAGUCUUGGAAUUUUCUCCAAUGAUGUGCAAUCAUCCAGUGUUACCCAUCGUAGUUCUGGUGGAAGGACUUGUGGAAUUUUCCGAAGCCUUUUGCAACCAGUCAGUCCAAGUGACCUCAAGUUGACAAAUUUGCUAAUGCAAUCCGGAAGACUUACAAAAUUGUUUCCCGGCAGAUAAAGUUCUUCUAAUGUAUCCCAGCAAUCAAGAGGCACAAGGAAAUCACUUUCUAAUAAAUUGCAUCCUUCAAGAUAAAGAUAUUGUAGCCCGGGAAGCGUUAACGUGAUUGGUUUUGGGCAACCAUGUAUUUUUAUAUUUGUAAGGUUCUCACAACUCCUUGUUGUUAAAUAACGAAGCCCAGUAAGGUAAGCAAUUGAUAAAGGCAAUUCUCUUAUGCUA
Messenger RNA from Malus domestica (apple), 766 nucleotides. Its product is annotated as eukaryotic translation initiation factor 3 subunit K-like. Gene Ontology annotation, biological process: regulation of translational initiation. Gene Ontology annotation, cellular component: eukaryotic translation initiation factor 3 complex; cytoplasm. The record is from RefSeq and is a predicted model, not a curated record. Gene Ontology annotation, molecular function: ribosome binding; translation initiation factor activity. Lineage: Eukaryota; Viridiplantae; Streptophyta; Magnoliopsida; Rosales; Rosaceae.